Molecule: messenger RNA, 666 nt
Organism: Spizellomyces punctatus DAOM BR117
Lineage: Eukaryota; Fungi; Chytridiomycota; Chytridiomycetes; Spizellomycetales; Spizellomycetaceae
Exons: 2
Coding region: 124-606 (160 amino acids)
Source: RefSeq, a predicted model, not a curated record
CUCUUUCAACAAGACGAUGUGGUUGGACAUGGCUAUGGCUGGAUUCAGCCAACGAGGAACCCAAAGUCAUAAAAGCAAAAGUCGAGAUGCCCCCGCAUUAAGAACAUUCAUAGAACAUCUGAUAUGCUACUAUAUGCAACAACGCUGAUCGGGCUCACGCUCCUUACGACCGCGAUGGCUGCAUCCAAUCCCACAAGUAAACCAUCCUACUGGAAUUAUCGAUGUGGAGAUGCUUGCGAAUACAAAGAUACUACGAUAGAAGUGCAUUAUAGUCACUACACCGCACCAAAAGUAUCACAUCUCAGGUCUACGGCAAAAGCAGAUCACGGGGGCGGGAAAGAAGAAGCUGCGUACAAAAUGCCCCCUUCAUAUCCAGAAGCCUACGACAAAUCCAAGGACAGGGAUAGCUACCCAUACCAAAGUUCUGAGAACACUUACCGCCCUAUAUCCCGCUAUUACGAUUGUACCGCCUCCCUUGAGCACUUUUCCUUGAGCAAACUCCCAUCACUCCAACAAUGCGCGAGGAAUGCCUGCACGCCUGGAAAGCAAAAAGCACACAUACAACGAGCGCUGGCACAAUGCUAUGCACUCGAGGAUAGAGCUUAAUAAACAAACGGGGAGAGCCAUGGAUAGUAAUGUUUUGUAAAUAUACUUUAUACCUCAAGC